Conger conger (European conger) is the source of this 3819-nucleotide messenger RNA. Its product is annotated as zinc finger protein 644-like. Bases 1 to 3819 code for a protein of 1272 amino acids. Gene Ontology annotation, cellular component: nucleus. Lineage: Eukaryota; Metazoa; Chordata; Actinopteri; Anguilliformes; Congridae. Gene Ontology annotation, biological process: regulation of transcription by RNA polymerase II. Gene Ontology annotation, molecular function: RNA polymerase II cis-regulatory region sequence-specific DNA binding; DNA-binding transcription factor activity, RNA polymerase II-specific. The record is from RefSeq and is a predicted model, not a curated record. The transcript is spliced from 5 exons.
AUGGCUGAUUUGAAAGAGUAUGUGAAAGAGAAGAAUACUAUGGACUCUGACAAGCCAGACACUCAGGAAUCCUUAAAGAAUCAGACGUCCUCUCGGAAGAACAAUACUCAGAGUCAGCCAGCGCAGCUGUCCUCGGAUGGUCAUGAAAAACCUGUAAGUGGAGCCCAGCCGGCUCCAUUCGUACACAGUGGCGUCCCCGCUGUUCCCUGCACAGACGAUGCAUUGCCUGCAGGAACACUUGUUAAUGGACCUGCUUCACACCACACCUCAGAUGAGCUCGGUGCCCUGAACAAAGGCAGUGUUUCGGCAAGCAAGGCCCCGCAUACUGAGAGCCCCGGGACUCUCUCCUGCCCCCGAGUGCCAGACCCGCCCGGCGAGCUUUGGCCAGACGCUGGGAGAAAUGUGGAGGGGCCCGUCCCUAAAACGUCGCCAGGGCGGCCUGGCGCCAGGGCGGCGCGACCUGACGGUAACGGCGGCAAUUCCAAAGUGCUUAGCGCCGGACCGCCAUCCAGGAAGAACGGGAACAAAGCGCCAACUGCCCAGACGGGGGCGGGCAACGGGGCCGGCGGACGAACAACGUGGGACUUUGAGUCUUCGGAGAGCUCCUCGGAUGAUUAUGACCUGGGCUGGCGGCCCCAGAAUGAGUUUGUGCGGCUCCUGUGGGCCAACCGCUGCGAGGAGGAGGAAGAGGAGGCUUCCGGGAAGAAGGCUGAAACCGUGCCUCUGUCUGUCGGCCAACGGCGGAAGAAACGUAAGGUCGAUGCGGAGGAAAUGAGAUUGUCCAAGAGCUCGCAGUCCAAUGGCAGUUCUGAAUACGAGGGCCCCUUAUCCAAUAACAAAGUGCAUUCCAUCAGAAAAAAUCCUGUCUUGCAGUCCUCCAUGGAUUCAAGCGAAACCGUAGUGGCCAUCAAGCAGCUCAUUGUACGUACACCUUCUAGAAAGCACUCUGACAGCAACAAAAUCAGCAAGGCGGACGGCUUCUCCUCGUUGGGCGGAAAACUUAAGCAGCUGAAAACCGAGUCAUUGACACGCUCAGAACAAGAGCCCUCGUUUCUUACAUGUACAAAGUGCAAUGUUAAUUUUAAGGAGAAAAGGCAUUUGCAUAGGCAUAUGAUGUAUCAUUUAAAUGGGCAUAAUCAGGUUUGUCACAUAAACGCGCCGAGGCCCUUCAUCUGUAGAGAGUGCGGGCGCUCAUUUCGCGAUCGCAGCUCCCUUCUGAAGCACAUGAUUAUUCACCAAGAGAGGCGAGAGAAGCUCAUGGUGGAAAUCAAGGAGCUGAGCCAGCUUCAGGACGAGGGCCAGGCCUCCAGGCUGCAGUGCCCCCAGUGUGUUUUCAGAACCGGUUGCCCCAAAACGUUCAUCCGGCACGCGAAGACGCACGGCAAAAACAAACGUUGCUACUCAUGCGAGGAGUGCAACCACACGGCCGCGACCGAACACGAGCUGGAGGCUCACCUGUAUGCCACCCACCACAUUACGUGCAUGCCCAGGUACGCCACGAUGAUGAAAAGCAACGGAUCGGAGGAGCGGGAGACGUUUGCGUCGGAGAAAAAUGAGCCGCUCGUUCCCGUCUCCUUUUCCUGCAGAAUAUGCCCUUUCAGCACUCAACACAAAAACGCUCUGGGAGAACACGUCCAGCUUGUACAUCAGCAGCUGUACCCCAACGGUUUUGAAAGGCUGUCCUACGAUGAAACGAACGACUAUACAACACCUGCAUUUCAGCCACAGUUUCCGAGAAAAUCCCAAAAAGCGGAUUCACAAAGGCUGCAGUUGCAGACAAAGUUUUGUAUACAGAGACAGGCUUUCAGGAAAAGAGCAGAAUUGCCCUUUUGGUCUGACCUGUUCAUGAAAAGUAAAUCCACACAGAAAGCUCGCAAAGGUUUUGCCUCCUCGCUGUCCAAAUGGAGUCUCGGCAAUUCAACAAACAAGCUGUCACCAUUCUCAAGACAAAGUGACAAGCCAAGCAAAUUAUCUCUUCAGCUGGCUGAAAAAAUAGAUGUAACAACAGGUCUUCCAUAUGAUGAGGACUGCAAGAAUGAUCAAGAAUUUGGAAGUAUGCUUUCAGGAGAUUCAGAGAUGCCAAAAUCUAUAUUAAGCUGCUAUGAGCCACUUGUACCCAAAAUGGAGUCUAGCUCCACUCACUACGUGGGCUAUGAGGCUGACAAUGGCAGAGUGGAUAAUGAGGAGGCAGACAGCAGUCGUUUAACCACACCGCCUGUCACAAAAAAGUCUCCUUCCAAGAGGAAAAUGUCCACCCCGUAUCACAACACCACAGACAAAACAACUCACAUAAUUUUAUCAAAACACGAACACACAGCAAAGAGGCACAUUCCUGAGGACAGCUACGAGGACACCUACGAUUUCAGUGACUACACCAGCGAAGCCACCGCCAACUUCCUGGACUGCAGCGAAAAUGAACAAAACCCCUACGCUCGCAGCUAUUUCAUACGGAGACAGAGGGGCCCCAUCAAGAGCAGCCGGGGCCCCCCGGCAGACAAGUUUGAAAGGCUCUGCGGGGAGGAGAAGGACUGCGAUGAACUCCAGCAGUUUGUGGUGAAGGAGGAGUGCGUGGAAGUCUCCCUAGGGCCCCCCGAGUCCGACGUGGGUCCGUGGGUCGACUCCCCUGACUUCGACACCUCUCUCUUUGGCAGCGAGCGGAGGUCCUGCCCGUACUGCCCUGCCGUGUUCGAGUCCGGGGUGGGCCUGUCCAAUCACAUUCGCGGGCAUCUGCACAGAGUGGGGCUGUCCUAUGACGCCCGUCAUGUGGUGACGCCCGAGCAGGUGGCCACCCGAGACAGCAGGCUGCGUAUCUGCAGGAAGGUCCCGACCGCACCACGCCGCUUCAAGAAAGCAGAGAAGCGGGAGUCACAGACAGAACACACGUGUCCCUUGUGCGGGGGGUGGUUUGACACCAAGACCGGCCUCUCGAACCACGUGCGCGGCCACCUGAAACGGAUCGGGAAGACGAUCUCCAGCACAAGCAAAUCCCCCGUGUGCAUCCUCAACGAGAUGAUGAAGGACGAGGAGGAGUACCGGAACAUUCUGCAGGUGCUUAACAAGAAGCGUUACCUCUCCAGGCCUUUUGUUUCCCAAAAGUUUGCCAGCAGUGACGGCCUCUUCCUGACCCCGACCGGGAUCCCGGUGAAGAUCCAGCACACCGGCCAAGAUGGUAAACCGUGGGGCCUGAGCAACCCGAGACAGGACAAGGAAGACCUGGAGAUGGCUGAGACCAAAAAUAGGGCGAGGGGGCCUUCCUCAGGUUCUCUGAUUGAGCUGCUCAAGAAGAAGAAGCUAGAUGAAGAGCUAAAGAAUUGUACUCAAAGUGCUAGGAAGCACUUUGCCAUGUCCCUUCCGAAUGAGAGCAGUGCUGGAACACAACUCAUCGGCUGGGUACAAGGGAAAAGUGAAAUAACCAAGAAAGUGUGCCUACACUGUAAUGCAACCUUCCCAAGUGCAGUCAGCUUGUCCAAUCACCUGCGAGCAUAUGCACGGCGGAAGAGAACGGCCUUGCUGGAGGGAACGAGUUAUGACUGUAAACAGAAGAAGCCAAGAUCGAGGCCCGGGCCUAAGAAGAAAUUAUUUGCACUGCCGCACGCAGCCGACGAGAUCUACAGGCUCACCUGCAGGUUCUGCGACCUAGUCUUCCAGGGUCCUCUGUCAGUGCAGGAGGACUGGAUCAAGCACUUACAGAGGCACAUCAUGAACACCAGCGUCCCGUGCACAGGGGCUGGCAUGGUGGAGGUGACCUCCCUGCCUUCAGAACCCCCCUCCGUGCCCGAGGAACCAGCGCCCCUACUGGUGCCACAGGCAGUGUCCUAA